Molecule: messenger RNA, 1350 nt
Organism: Phaeoacremonium minimum UCRPA7
Lineage: Eukaryota; Fungi; Ascomycota; Sordariomycetes; Togniniales; Togniniaceae
Product: putative n-acetylglucosamine-6-phosphate deacetylase protein
Exons: 2
Coding region: 1-1350 (449 amino acids)
Biological process (GO): N-acetylglucosamine catabolic process
Molecular function (GO): N-acetylglucosamine-6-phosphate deacetylase activity
Source: RefSeq, a predicted model, not a curated record
AUGCCGUCCCUUGUCACGCAGACACCCAAAAAUGGCCUCACCAAGUUUACAAACUGCCGCUUAGUGAGGGGCAACUCGUUGGUGUGGGAGGAUCUGUGGGUAAGCUCAGUGACGGGGAAAAUCAUCCAGAGCCAGACCGCAUUCUACGAUGACUUGGUCCUACCGGAAGAGACAAUCAAUCUGGGAGGGCGGAUCCUCUCGCCCGGUCUUAUCGAGUGUCAACUGAAUGGUGCCUUCGGCUUCAACUUUUCGACCGUAUUCCCAGAGAUGUCGCAAUAUGGCAAGCGGUUAAGAGACCUGAACAGAAGGUUGAUUCAAACCGGUGUUACGUCCUACAUUCCGACUGUUACGAGUCAGGCAAGCGACUUGUACAAAGCCGUUCUUCCCUACCUUGGACCAUCUGGCGCCAACAGACAGCCGGAAGACGGUGCUGAAUCACUCGGAGCACACGUCGAAGGGCCGUUCUUGAGCCCAACGAAGAAGGGUGUUCACAACGUGAAUAUUCUCAGGGAAGCCGAAACCUGGAAAGAUCUCGAGGAUAUGUAUGGCGCGGAGAACAUCAACCCUGAGCUGGCAAAAGGGCCGCUGCCCGUCAGGAUGGUCACUGCAGCUCCUGAGCGUGGCCGCAUGACAGAUCUUGUCCCGGAGCUGACCUCGCGCGGUAUCAUUUACUCUAUCGGUCAUUCAGAAGCGACCUACGAGGAGGCAUCUAAAGCUGUAGCCGCCGGCGCGACGAUGAUCACUCAUCUCUUCAACGCCAUGCGCCCUCUACACCACCGAAACCCAGGCAUUUUCGGCGUGCUGGGUACUGCUGAGAGCCUUCCGAGACCAUACUACGGUGUUAUCUCGGACGGCAUGCACCUGCACCCCACGACGGUCAAGAUCGCGUUCAAUGCCUAUCCGGAUGGCUUUAUCCUUGUUACCGAUGCAAUGCAUAUUGUCGGUCUGCCGGAUGGCAGUUAUGAGUGGACGAAUGGAGAAGCAGGCUUCCGUCUCCUGAAACAGGGCUUCCUGGUCACUCAGGAGGGUUCAGAUACUAUUGCUGGAAGCUCCAUCGUUCUGAUCGAAUGUGUCAACAACUUCAUGGAAUGGACUGGGGCUUCGAUUCCCCAGGCUCUCAAGGCGGUGACCUCUACACCUGCGGCCAUGCUGGGUCUUCAAGGCGUCAAGGGCUCUCUUGAGCCGGGCGCUGACGCAGAUUUUGUGAUCUUCACUGAGGAAGAGACCAAGACCGGCAGCCCCCGUCUAGUGGUCGAUGAGGUCUGGAAGUUUGGAACCCGGGUCUUCGAGAAAGAUGAGCCAUUCUCCCCUGCUUCGACAGGGUCGCCGGUGCCCGCUUAUUCUGCAUAA